This is a messenger RNA of Penicillium brasilianum, 3623 nucleotides long. The record is from the annotation of a GenBank genome assembly. Lineage: Eukaryota; Fungi; Ascomycota; Eurotiomycetes; Eurotiales; Aspergillaceae.
GCUACAGCCGAUUCUUGUUACGAAACCGAAAAGAGGAUCGUCUGGGACUCGGAAACGCUGCACGGCUAAGAUCCCAAUUAUGAUCGAUCUACUGUCCACCUCCCGAGUAGUAUAUACUCGAGUCGAUGUCAUCACUGGGACGACCUCUUUUCUUCUAUUUUUCCUCCUUCGGCUGCUUGAUUGCGGGAUUUCAAACAACAAAGCUAUAAACUACCAAACUAUUCCGACAACUGCUUCUACCCUAUGCCUGACGGCCAGCAAAUUGCAACCGGCACUCUGCACGCGUCGACCUAGCUGCUAGGUGUAGGAAUGACGGAGCGAACGAUCCGCCAUCUCAUCUUGCUGCAGUCUUUAGCGGGCUCAUCGGCCUGAUAGAACUGGUUGAACUGACUGAUUAUUGCUUAAAUUUUUUUUUUUCCUUUUCUUCUUCUUUUUUCCAUCCUCGAUUAUUAUUUUUCUGCUAUUAUACCAUCCUUACAAAAGGAAAGGUAUAUACUACUUGUGCACCCAGGAGAGUCUUGAAAUACCGAAUAUUUGAUACUCCUGCCAUCUUUUUGCUUUCUCCGGUGACGGAGUACUCUGAUCGUCGGAGAUAAUCCUUUUUUUUUUUUUUCGUGGCUCGUCCUGAUAAGCUCUUUGGCUUGGAGCUGUUCCUCUUGCUUCUGCCCUCCCCCCAAUCCCAGCAUUCGAUUCUCCCCAGUCCGGAUUGUGGAGUGACUAGAAGGUCCAGUCCCUUCGCUAUUCCCGCGCCUCCCCGGAUUCAAAGACGCCCCAACACUGAACCUCCGAGGACCCUUACGUGACGAAUUCGAUUUCACGAAUCGCAGCCCAUCAAUUAUCUAUCUUUGUACCCCAACAUUCCCAUUAUCUCUCCGUGGGAAUACUCCCACCGCCGCCCCGGGCCCGCCCCGCUAGCAACCCCCCCGGCGGUACCUGACACCCCCCAACUACGCUAUUAAGCCUUCUUAUCUAUAAACCUCUUGAUUCCCACUAUCCACCUCCCAUGGCCACCGUCAUCACCAUCCAGCCUUCUCCCACGGCUGGUUCGGCUGCCUCACCAGUCUAUUCACAGGCUCACCACUCGCCCCCCGAGCAUCUACGUCGUCGUGCUCCCCCUUCCUCCACUACCACACCCAAUACUCUCUCACCUUCCCCGGUUGCCAGUCAAUCCAAUAUACCCCGUGUCCCAGGACGGGAUGGAGCGAGCUGUGACGCCUGCCUUCGUAGAAAGAGUCGUUGCGCCAUGAAUGACAUCACCAACAAGUGCUACUCGUGCGACUUCCAUCGCCAGGAUUGCACUUUUACUCUAUCUGGAGGCCCCGCGGAAGCUCCGACGAAGAAAAGGAAAUUGGACGACUCUGCGCGGGAGAUUGGAGAAUCUGUAAAAAGACCCUCCACUGUCCAACCAAAUCAUUCGACCUCUGAGAGUGACGCCCCUCGCCCUCAACACACCCAAGCCAUGAUCCGUUCGGGCUUCUUCAACCAAACCACUCAGCACAUUGGCAUGACCACGGAGCUGGAGCCCACCCUACUUGAAUAUCUCCCAUUGGAUGAGUACCACGAGUGUACCGUAUCCGCCGCGCGCAUCCGUCGGUGCGCAGACGACUGUACCUUCAUGAGGGUUGUCAACACUGUGCCUAUCGGCGACUCGCAGGCCGUGUCGCUGGACGCUAUCGAGAGCCUGGUCGCUCCGUACGGGUCAACGUUGAUUGAAAAAUUCUUUGAGCAUGUGCACCCCUCAUUCCCCAUUCUUAUGGAAGAUGCAUUCCGCCAGUCAUACCGUGAGCGUCGACAAUUAUCGCCGCUGCUGCUGGCCGCCGUGUACGUGUUGACAUUAAAGUUCGUGGAUGUCGGUGUGACGUCGCAAACGGCACGGAGGCCCGAUGCUUCACGACUGGAGAGUACGGCAUUGAAGCUGUUGAUCGAGUCCUUGCCCUCCCCGAGUAUCUCGACUAUCCAGGCGGGUUUGCUAUUGACGCAAAAAUCCACCUUGGCGACGGCGUCCUUGAAUGGACAGCUUGUCACGGCAAGCUUCGAGCUGGGUCUGCACCAGGACUGCUCGAACUGGCGGAUGAAGACUUGGGAAAAGGGUUUACGCAAACGUCUGGCCUGGGCGUUGUACAUGCAGGACAAAUGGUCUUCGCUUGUGCAUGGCCGCCCUUCGCAGAUUUUCGCAUUCAACUGGACCGUCAAGGAUCUCGUGGAGCAGGACUUCUCGGACGCCUUCGCGUCUGGCACGGACUCUGUCCAUGACAAUGGAGAUGUGGGCCAUGGGCCUCUUCUCUUUUGCCAUAUGGUUGCAUUGACGACCAUCCUCUCCGACAUCCUGGACCGUUUCUAUACGCUUCAAGCGAUCGAGGACUUCCGCGCUGCCGGCAACCAGCGCACUCGCAUCAUCCUGGAUAAGGCGAAGCCUGCACAGAUCCGGUUGAAGGAGUGGUUCUCCUCUCUACCAGCGGCGCUGAAGAUGGAGUCCUCCAGCGGCGAGCUGGUCGAGACCAUCACCGAUGAACACGCCCGCAACGGCGCUCUGCACUUGGCUUAUUUCGCGACCGAAAUCACCCUGCACCGCUGCAUCGUGCGCUCGCUGGCCGGUGACGGUACAGACUCUUACCUCGCACAUAUUUGUCGCUCUGCGGCAAAGACACGACUUAUCUCGGCCAUGGACUUUGUCAACCGACUGCGGCCUGCGCACCUGCGCUCAUUCUGGCCCGCCUCGGCGCGCACAAACUUCUCACUGAUUGGCUCGUUCGGCAUGCUCCUGCGCAUCACGGCGCCCACCAACGAGGAGGCCGAGUUCUACCGUGUGCGGCUAUGCGAGUACCGCUGGACGCUGAGCGUGUCCCAUAAGAAUGCCGAGUUCAUGGGCUUUGCGCUGGAAAGCCUCGACCACGCGACGAUGCUGGAUAAGCAUGUCCCCGCUAAACCGGGUAUUGACGAGCUGAUGGCCAGUUCAGCCAAGCAGCCCUCGCGACCGAUGAUAGGCCCCGGUGACUAUGACGAGGCUAUGGGCGACGUCGAUAUGCAUGGCAGGGCAGCUAGCUCGUCGGUUAUCUCUGGGUUGGCCUCGCCGGCGACUAGCGUCAGUGAUAUGGAGGACGAUGAGACACCUCUUUAAAUUGCCUCUGCCCGAUGAUCGUUAUACCCUCUAUCUCCUCUUCUCUUUUACGUCCUCUAUUCUCCUCUACCUCUACCACCACCUUUGUGUUCUUGACACACUCACGACAUCUUCGGCGUUUACGGACUCUUCCUCGGAUGAAAGCGCAUGAUUGAAUACCUCUUUGCAUAAUUGCAUAUACUCUCCACACCACCCUGCCCGCUCAAAAGCGCGAACAGGAUCUCUACAAUUACGAUAUCAGCACCUGCUUGUUUUGGAACUGUUCUAUUUGGUCUGAUUUUUUGUUCUGCUUAAUGUUGAUACGCCCGGGGAUAUUUUUGCUUGGACAUUUGGACAUUUGGAUAUUUGGAUACUUGGAAUUGGAUAUUCCACUGGAUAUGGGAUUAAGUGAUUGUAUAGACUUGGACAAGCAUAGAUUGGGCUAUGAACGAAUUAUGAUAUUACUUUCUUGAACCUUGAGAGUGCUGUUUUCCGGUAGAAGCCUCCUAGAAGAAAGACAUCUCCU